This is a messenger RNA of Bombus impatiens (common eastern bumble bee), 2151 nucleotides long. RefSeq names its product cytochrome P450 6a14. The record is from RefSeq and is marked validated. The transcript is spliced from 6 exons. Gene Ontology annotation, molecular function: oxidoreductase activity, acting on paired donors, with incorporation or reduction of molecular oxygen; iron ion binding; monooxygenase activity. The coding region runs from base 152 to 1657 and encodes 501 amino acids. NCBI's taxonomy places the organism in Eukaryota, Metazoa, Arthropoda, Insecta, Hymenoptera, Apidae.
UUCUAUCAAGUUCGAUUCCAUUUCAGUUUGAAAAAUAUUUGAGCUGUCCGUGAACUAGAACGCCCCGCGAAAUCCGGUUGGUAUAUCAGCUGCCCGGUUUAUCUGAUGUCAAAAAUUUCACAAAUAACUUCUUAUCAACGUAUAAUAUACAAUGUUUAUCACCUUGGAAAUACUGUGCGGGCUCGCAUUAGCGCUCAUUGUGCUCUACUGCUAUUUAACGAUACGUUACAAUUUUUGGACGAGCCGUGGAGUGCCCGGACCAAAGCCCACGCUCCUCUUCGGCAAUAUUAUGAAGUCAAUGUUUGGAAAGGAAUCGCUUCCACAAUUGCUAACGAGAAACUACAAUGAUUUUAAGAACGAACCAAUGGUUGGAAUAUUUUUAAGAACAGUACCCGUCUUAAUGGUCAAAGAUCCUGAUCUCAUCAAAGACAUCCUGAUUAAAGACUUUUCCAAAUUCGCGAAUCGAGGAUUCAUAAAAAGCGAACCGGCAAUUCCAUUAUCUAAUCACCUAUUUUCCCUGGAAGCCAAGAGAUGGCGACCUUUGAGGACUCAACUCUCUCCGGUGUUUACCUCUGGCAAGCUUAGAGGGACUUUUUCCUUAAUUUUAGAAUGUUCUAAUCACCUUGAAAGUUAUUUGAAUACGAUGAUAGAGAAAGGAGAUCCUAUCGAUGUGCGAGAACUUGCCGCCAGAUUCACCACUGACGUAAUCGGCAGCUGCGCCUUUGGCAUCGAGAUGAAUUCGCUUUCGGAAAACGAGAGCGACUUCCGUCGAAUCGGUAAACAAAUUUUUUCUACCGAUUUCUGGAAAAUAUUGCGUAUAAGAAUACGGCAGAUCCUGCCACCGUUGCACGUUCUUCUCGCUCGUAUACUGCCGUAUGACGAGGAAACGAAAAUGAUUAUGGGAAUCACUAGAGAGACGAUCGAAUACAGAGAGAAGAAUAAAAUCGUCAGGCCUGAUUUUAUGAAUAUACUCAUGGAACUGAAAAGGCAUCCUGAAAGAGUCGCCGAUAUUAAAUUGUCGGACGAUUUGUUAGCCGCACAAACAUUUAUUUUCUUCGCGGCUGGUUUCGAGACCUCAUCGACUACGAUCAGCAAUGCUCUAUACGAAUUGGCUUUGAAUCAUGACAUUCAGGACAAAUUGCGCGAAGAAAUCGAACAUUUCGCGGCGAAAAAUGACGGAGAGUGGAAGUACGAAACUAUAAAGCAAAUGCAAUACUUGGACAAAGUGUUUCAAGAGACACUAAGGAAGUAUCCAGCUUUGCCAUUUUUAAGCAGAGAAUCAGUCGAAGACUAUACGUUCGAAAAUACGAAAGUAACAAUUCCCAAAGAAACGUUGAUAUGGGUGCCAGUUUUUCCCAUUCACAGGGACCCGGAGAUUUAUCCAGAUCCAGAAAAAUUUGACCCCGAAAGAUUUUCCGAGGAUAAAAUGAAAGAAAGGAAUCCUAUGUAUUAUUUACCUUUUGGACAUGGACCGAGAAAUUGUGUCGGUGCACGUUUUGCAAUCUACCAAACGAAAAUUGGAUUAAUAAAAAUCCUGCAUAAAAACAAGGUUGGCGUUUGUUCCAAAACUCCAAUUCCUUAUGAAUAUAAUCCACUUUCAUUCGUUCUGACACCUACAACCGGUUUGUAUUUGACGAUAACCAAGGUAGAGGACUAACACAAUUUUAACAUUCAUUUGACACAAAUAAAAUUUUUUAUUAGCGUAUACUUCGGCAUUUAUAAAAUUAAUUUAUAGACGUAUUAUUUAAUGCGACGGACAUUUGUCGGAGUGUGACAAAUGAAAUUCAAUAUAAUGUCGAGGUGCGGUACACGUUCUGUUGAAUAUUGUUAUACUAUGUAUUUUACUAGUAGUUCAAAUAUUUUACUCGUAGAAACAAGUAGUUCACGUUUUCAUUACAUAUAUCAAUAUAGUCAAAUUAAAACAUUGUUGAUGUUUAUAUAACUUGUUAUCGUAGCGUUGCCGGUUGUCCCUGACUGCCGAAUUAAAAAGAUUACCUAUAUCAAAUAGAUAGUUCUUGUAUCUUCGCGUAUGGGGCUUGUAAUCUGAUGUAAUCCUUGUUAUCGGUAGUAUUGGUAGUCCACCUCUUAUAUAUAGGAAAAAAUUGUACAAAAUGUUAAGUAGUUAAGAAUAUAACAUUAAGAAAAAUGGGA